Messenger RNA from Phyllostomus discolor (pale spear-nosed bat), 1492 nucleotides. RefSeq names its product ankyrin repeat and BTB domain containing 1 (gene ABTB1). Gene Ontology annotation, molecular function: protein binding. The record is from RefSeq and is a predicted model, not a curated record. Gene Ontology annotation, cellular component: ubiquitin ligase complex; cytoplasm. NCBI's taxonomy places the organism in Eukaryota, Metazoa, Chordata, Mammalia, Chiroptera, Phyllostomidae.
UAUGUGGAUGUGAAUGUAUGUGACCAGUGGGAUACCACCCCCUUGCGAGUGUCAGCUGGGUGGGUGUUCAGGGUAGAUGAAGCUGCUGCUUCAGUCCUGACAGAUGCCUCCUGGUACUCGUUCCUUCUCCACCUCAGGUGGAGCGUGUUUUUCAUGGUGCACAGGAAGCCCUCCCAGGCCCAUCACUGCAUCAUGGGUGCAUGCAGUGCCUACUUCACCAACAUACUGGACACCAAAUGGAAGGGCAAGAGCAUCAUGGACCUCAGGCACCCACUGAUCAACCCUGUGGUUGGGGCCCUGCUGCAGUACCUAUACACAGGCCACCUGGAUGUCCGUGUAGAACAUAUUGACUAUGAGCGCUUGGCCAAGCAGUGCCAACUAUUGGACAAUGACCUGGAGGCCAAGUGCAAGUUGCUUCUGAGUGGGGGCUUCAGAUUUCUCUGUCACAAGGUGAUGUCCAACCCCCUCCCUUCAUUAAGCCCUGGGCCAGCUCCUCUGGGCACAGCCCUGGCCCUUGCCUUCCCUAAGCCUAGCCUCCCCCAAGCCUUCUUUUCUGGCCAUAGUGACUACUUCCAAGCCCUGUUGCAUGACCAUUUUGGAGAAAAUGAGGGGCUGAAGGCCAUUGGUGACCUUCCGGCCAUCACCCUAAUCUGGCCCUGCAUCUUCACCCAUGUGUUCUAUCUACUACACAUAUAUGUAGUCCAGCUCUCUGGGCCUGCUACCCAAGAUCCAACUUGGCCCAUCCUGACCCCAGGAAGCUUUGCCACCCAGAGGGUCUUGGUGACCUCGAGGUGCACCCUCCACCACCCUCAUUUCACCACAGCUUCCCCCGCCCCACUGCAAAAUGUGGCUUAUAAUGUGCUGAGGAUGGCUAACAUAUAGCUGUUGCUGGGUCUGAAACUGUGUGACUGCAAUCUGGCCCAGCUGCUGGAUGAGGACACCAUGGUUGGCAUGUGUAGGGUGUGUCCUGUGGCCAAGCUAUUCUGCCUCAUAGGCCUUGAGGACCAAUGCAAUGAGUACAUGGCCAAGGUUAUCAAGAAGCUGUUGGAGGGGGAGGAGUUUUCAAAGGCUGUGAAGGAGGAUGUGGUGGCUCUGGUGGGGCAGAAGCUGGGAUCCAUCCUGCUGAUAGAUGAUAUCUGCUUCUACAUGGCCAGCAUUGUGUAGAUCUACAGCAACAUCGAGGUGAUGCAGCAGCAGCUACAUGCUCUUGAGGACCUGUUGGUGUCUAAUGGCCUCGACUGCUGACUGUCACUGAGUUAGGGGCUCCCUGUGGACUACACAUGUGUUCUGGUCAACCAUGUGCUCCCUAGUGUGCUUGAGGACCCCAGGGAGGGUCACCUAGAUAUAAGCUUCCUCCCCCAGUUCACAAACCAGCCCCCAAUGCCCUGGGGUUGGCAUCACUCAGGGAAACUUGGAGUGGGAUUUCUUAGCCUUCCUACCCCAGGACCCUCUCCCCACUCCAGUCUGGCUCUCCCUGGCUACUUGUUUCCUA